Protopolystoma xenopodis is the source of this 1143-nucleotide messenger RNA. The record is from the annotation of a GenBank genome assembly. Lineage: Eukaryota; Metazoa; Platyhelminthes; Monogenea; Polystomatidea; Polystomatidae.
AUGGCUAUGCCUUCUAUUGAUUCUUAUCAACGACAUCCUCAGUCAACCCUGCUUAUUCCAGGCUCUAGUGUGCUUAAUGAUUCUACCUCUUUAACGCCGCACCAACAACAGGACUACGAUAAAUUCCAAUUGACGAAUAUCUCAGCUCAUGAUACCUCAAUAUUAGUAGGAAAUAUUACAGAUAUAGCCACUCUUGCUGAUUCUGAUCGAAGUUUUUUAGUCGGAAUCAGUCAGCAGGCUCAUUCUUCAACCUCGUCCUCUGCCUCUUCUUCAGUUGCCACCUCUGUCUCCAGACAACUCGAGCAUCAGGCUCGAUCUCCACAUGACCACUAUUCUUGUCGCCAGAUAAACCAUCCAGUUGGCAAUGUCGACCCCGUUCUUGCUUCAAACCAAAUAGACGAUGCAGUUACUUCGAUAUCAAUGGUUAACCACGCUCCGCGCUCUCGCCAAGGCCAUUCUCCUCCUGCCUUGUCGGUUUCAUCAUCUGGCCACAUUUCGCCUCCCUCUGAUGACCAGACCAAUGACAGUGCAACCAUCGGAUUAGCUGAAAACCAACCCGAAGUUAUUGAAGUAGGAACGAUCGUCAGCGACACCGGUGCCACAGUUGGCACAACCGAAUCUAGACGUGACGAAGUAGAUGACGAAGAUGAGGAAGACGAGAGGAAUGGAAACGAAGGGUUAAUUCCUACCGUUUCCUUGGUCUCUCAUAUUGAUGGUCAGUUUGCUGCUCGUCACAACUCAUCUGAAGAUAAUUUGCAAAAUGGAAUUAGCGUUUCCGUUGGCCAGAUCCCAUCUGGUAUACCAGUUGAUUCAGAUUCAUCGAAUAUUUUCCCAAUUGUUAUACAUGCUUCUACUUGCGACCAUUUGGCGUCUGCGCCGACAAGGGUGUUUAUGACCGAGUCCGGUGAAAUUGAAUCCGCUUCCUCGAGGCCUAGGCCUGCAGAUCUUAGUCAAACUCUGCCAAUGACUCCUGUUAAGUUGUUUUCAUCUUCCGGUCAUCAUUCAACUAACGAGAUCACAGCUUCGCUUCCCUCAGCUGCAUCAUAUGAAGCUAAGGCCCACCAAUGCCUCCGGAGGGCGUUCGUAUGUGCGAUGUCAGCUAUAAAGAAGCUUCAUUUAUCUCAGGUACGUCUAAUUUUGUAG